Messenger RNA from Lycium ferocissimum, 1810 nucleotides. RefSeq names its product transcription termination factor MTERF15, mitochondrial-like. Lineage: Eukaryota; Viridiplantae; Streptophyta; Magnoliopsida; Solanales; Solanaceae. The transcript has a single exon. Gene Ontology annotation, molecular function: double-stranded DNA binding. Gene Ontology annotation, cellular component: chloroplast. Gene Ontology annotation, biological process: chloroplast organization; regulation of DNA-templated transcription. The record is from RefSeq and is a predicted model, not a curated record. Bases 81 to 1184 code for a protein of 367 amino acids.
AACGAAACAUUUGCCGUCACAGAUCACUACUUUUCAAUUUCCCCAGUUCUUGUAGAACCGUAUGUUUCGACUUGGUAAAAAUGGCGCAAAAAAGGCAUCUCCUUUCCAUAAAUCACAUCAAAUUUCAACUCUAUUACUCCACAGUUCCAGCAAAUGUUACUAGCAACAAUUUAUUAGUGGAUUUGCUAGUUAACUCAGUUGGAUUCUCAAGAAAAAAAGCUAUUUCUACAAGUACUAAGGUAACUUUCUUGAAACCUGGAAACAAUAAGCCUACAUUAGUUCUUGAUUUCUUCAAACAAAUUGGUUUACACAAACCCCAGAUUAAAUCACUUGUAUUUGCACAUCCUGGAUUGUUAUUUACUAGUGUUGACAAAACCCUUAGACCCAAAAUUAAGGUUCUUCAAGAACUUGGCUUGUCUGGGUCAGAAUUAGCUAGUGUCAUUACAAUAAGUAGUGCUUUGUGCCAUACAAGUCUUGCUACUUGCAUUAGAAAUCUUGAUUAUCUACGAGAAGUAUUGGGUAGUGAUGAUGAUUCAGUAGCUAUGGUUAUAAAAAGAUUACCCUGGUUACUUACUCAGAAUCUCCCAAAAGUAAUGCCACCCAAUUUGUUGUUGUUAAAGAAAGUUGGGUUUUCAAGUAUGGAUAUUAAGAAGUUUUUUCUUAGUCGUCCGUUGGGUAUGAUUAAAAAGCCCGAGUGGCUUGAGGGCGUAGUGUGUCGAGUAGAAAAGGAUUUCUGCAUUCCUAGAGGGUCACCUAUGUUUAAACAUGGAGUUGAAGCUAUUGUAAGUUAUGCUGAGUCUACAUUAAAAGUGAAAGUAGAGAUUUUCAGGAGCUUUGGAUGGUCAGAUACGGAUAUACUCACAAUGGUGCAAAAGCUUCCUUAUUGUUUGACUGCAUCUGAGGUUAAGCUUAGAAAUGGAUUGAAGUUUUUCAUGAAUGAACUGGGAUAUGACACUAGUUAUAUUGCCAGUCACCCUUCGUUAUUGAAGCUCAGUUUGGAGAAAAGGGUCUUGCCAAGGAAUGAAAUCUUCAAACUUAUCAAAGAGAAACAACUUAUAAGGACGAAGCUAUGUUUUUACACUGUUGUGUCAUAUUCAGAAUCAAAGUUUUUGGAGAAUUAUGUGUUGCCUUUCAGGAAUGAGGUGCCUGAGUUGUAUGAUUUAUAUAUCAAGAGUAAGAGCUAACAGAAAAUUCUUUUCGGUUGAGAUGUUGGCAGCAGACCAUUGUUUGUUUUUGAGGUUUAUUCAAUUUUUGGGAUGAUAUUGUUUUUUCCUCUUCAAGCUCCAAUUAAGGAUACUGCUACUAGUUUAGAUUUCAUUGUUGAUGAGCCAUUUCUCAUCAGUGCUAACUGAAAAUUCAAGGCACUCAUUUUCAAGUCAUAUAGUGCCUUUUGGUUAAUGGAGAAGAAAAGUAGAAGAAAAUUUGGAAUUCCUGUGUUCUAAUGUUUAUUCCCUAAAUGUGUAUCUCUAUCGAGACAGUAUAAUUUCCUGUUUUCGGUUCAAAAUCUUUUAUCCUCUUCUCUUUAUGAUAUGGUAGUAUUCUCAUCAAAAUGUGGUCUUGAGGCUUCUUACUAUGUGUGGCGGUGUGGCCUAAUCUGAAGAGAGGAAGACUAGGUCUUUCAUUAUAUCUCGGAAACAUAUCUCCACUCAGCUUGGUCUUGUGUGUCUUGAAUAAACCUCAAUUUCUACAUCCAUGUAACCAUGUAUUGACCAACUUGGAAAUAGCCCUUGGCUGCUGCCUCUUUACGUUUUCCUCUGUUUCUGGAGUGUUGCUGUAUCAAAGGUCGGUUCUCAUAAAAUUUUUAGGUAUA